Messenger RNA from Nyctereutes procyonoides (raccoon dog), 2170 nucleotides. RefSeq names its product spermatogenesis associated serine rich 1 (gene SPATS1). The coding region runs from base 450 to 1115 and encodes 221 amino acids. Lineage: Eukaryota; Metazoa; Chordata; Mammalia; Carnivora; Canidae. The transcript is spliced from 8 exons. The record is from RefSeq and is a predicted model, not a curated record.
AGAGAGAGAGGUAGAGACGUGGGCAGAGGGAGUAGUAGGCUCCUCGCAGGGAGCCCGAUGCAGGACUUGAUCCCGGGACCCCAGGAUCACGCCCUGAGCCGAAGGCAGACGCUCAACCGCUGAGCCACCCAGGUGCCCCAAACAAAUACUGAUUUAGAGGCUGGUGCCAGGCAUUGUUUUAGGCCCUUAAGGUAUAUAUAUAGUCACAACAUUAACCAAAAUCCCUUGCUCUCCAGAGAUCUGUAUUGUAGUAGUAAUUGUUAGGUUCAUUAAUUUUGCAAGGUUGCAGCUGGAAUUGCAGUGAACAGGCCGGGAUUCAACUGCCUGCGUGUGUUUGUGUUUCCAGGCUGAGGGAGGAAGGCUCAAGUACCAAGAGAGGUCCAAGACGCCCAUUCUUUGGGCCUUCUCUUUCUGCCUCAUUUGUGAGAAGCAACGCCCUUAUUCUGGGAAUGGAAAUUGUCCUUCCUGAUUUCCCCAUUGGCUUUGAGAGCAGGAACCUGAGCCUUGCUGCAGAUUUGGAUCUGAAAUCCUCCUCACAUUCUGUUCACUCCUCUGAAACAUCAUUGCCUGAGGACCCGAAGGAUAAAUAUCCUGAGGAGUUCAGCUUGCUUAAAUUACAGACAAAAGAUGGGCAUCGUCCUGAGUGGACAUUUUACCCGAGAUUUAGCAGCAAUAUCCACACCUACCAUGUUGGAAAGCAGUGUUUCUUUAAUGGAGUCUUCCUUGGCAACAGGAGGUCUCUAUCAGAGAGAAUAGUGGACAAGUGCUUUGGGAGGAAGAAAUAUGAUAUUGAUCCUAGGAAUGGAAUACCAAAGUUAACUCCAGGAGAUAACCCAUAUAUGUACCCAGAACAGAGUAAAGACUUCCACAAAGCAGGAUCAACUCUCCCACCAGUGAAUUUCUCCAUAGUGCCUUAUGAAAAGAAAUAUGAUACAUUUAUUCCACUUGAGCCUCUUCCACAAAUUCCUACCUUGCCUUUCUGGGUGAAGGAGAAGGCCAACAGGCUGAAGAAUGAGAUAAGAGAGGUUGAGGAGCUCGACAAUUGGCAACCAGCAUCCCCCUUGAUACACAAUUUGCUCCCUGCUGGUUCUUUGGAUUCCCCAAGACAAUCCUGAACAGAAAGAGGCCCACAGAGCAUGCACUGACUGUAGUCUGGAGAGCCUCUUCCAAUUGACCACUUCUGUCAGUGUGACUGUUCUAAAUCAAAUGUUUGACUUUGAUGAGUAAUCAUUGUGCUUUUCUUUUCUUAACUUUGUAUUUUGAAAAUUUUCAAACUUAAAGUUGUGAGAAUCAUACAAUGAGCAACUACCUACAUAUCCUUCCCCCAGAAUCUACAAUUGUUAACAUUUGUCAAAAUUUGUGCAUUCUCUCUCCCUCUCUCUCAUUGCUAUUAUUAUUUUGUGGAAUUAUUUGAGAAUGAGUGGCAGAUGUCAUAACCUUUUACUCCUAUAGACUAUAUACUUUAAUAUGUAUCUCUGAAGGUCAAGGAGAUCUCCCAACAGUUGCAAUACAAAUGCCAAAUUCAGGGAACUUAACACUGAUGCACUGUUCUACUGGUAGACAGCCUGCCUUCAGUUUUAUUCAAUUAAAUUUAGUUUUUGAAGGAUGCUCUCAAAUCAAUGGUAGAAUGCAGGUAUGAAACUUUCAUUAAUUUGGUAAAGUUGUUCUCAUUUUAUUAAUACUAUUUGAGAUUUUUCUCUCCUAUUCAUUUGGUACAUGUCAGAAAGAUGUGAAGGCUGGAUCGCCAGUGGUAAUUCGUACAUUGUCCUGCUACUCCAUUCCCUAUUUCUGAUGGUUUGUUCACACAGCCAUGCAGAACGAGAGCUCAGUGAGUACCAGUCCUAAAUCUUAGGGCCUUUCAUCAAUCAGACAAGAUGCAAAUACUUGGAGAAAAAGAUGGGAACAGAAGUCAACUGUAUAUAGGUGGGCUGUGACCCUCUGUAGUCAAGCCAGUGACUCGGCAUUUUCAUAGCCAGUCUGCUCUGCCAAGGAGACCCUCUGGUUGGCUAAUGGGGGGUGCAGGUCUGGUCUCCUAAAACCUUAAAGUGGAAAGAGAAUUGGGGCCCAGACUGACACUCAAAAUGCCCAAGACACGAGAUAUGAUUUCUUUCCCUGUCAAAACAAUAUCUCUAGACAUAGCCAGAGUAAAUAAAGCAGGUUUAGAACACAG